Messenger RNA from Fundulus heteroclitus (mummichog), 944 nucleotides. RefSeq names its product GLECT and Gal-bind_lectin domain-containing protein. Gene Ontology annotation, molecular function: carbohydrate binding. NCBI's taxonomy places the organism in Eukaryota, Metazoa, Chordata, Actinopteri, Cyprinodontiformes, Fundulidae. The record is from RefSeq and is a predicted model, not a curated record.
GAGGAGCUAGUCUCCAUGGCAACAGGUGGGAUUUGCCCUGGAGGCAGAGCCAGUCGAUUCUCGGUUGGUAUCGCCGCCCCAGCUUCCACACCGCAUCACGCCCUGAGUGGAAUGGAUGACCAGGACAAGAAAGAAAAUGGGGAGUACGUCGGAGAGAUUAAAGGUGGGAUGCGGCCCUCAAUGAAGCUGGUUGUCAUGGGAAUUAUUGAUAAAAAGCCAAAGAGCAUCGAGGUGACCCUGUCCUGCAAGCCUCAGGAUGAGGACGCAGAGGGGGACGUGGGUCUGCAACUGAAGGUCAGCUUCUUGGAUAAGGCUGUCCAGCGUAACGCCCGCUUGGCUGGGAAGUGGGGCCCUUGUGAAAAUACCCUCUCCUUCUUUCCCUUUGCACCUGGAGAAGCCUUCAAGAUGGAGAUCGUCUGUGAACACCAGCAGUUUCGCAUCUUAGUGGACGGCCAGCCCCUGUGCGGCUUCACCCACCGGCUCUCCAAGCUCGCCUCCCUCACCGCCUUAAGAGUCUACGGGGACCUCCAGCUCACCAAGGUUGCCUAACACCAGCCUCUCGCCGGCGGAAAGCUGAACUGAGGGCCCCCCCCUCGGGGACGCCACACCCCCCCCCCACCAUUAGAUUAAACUUCUUUUCAAAUCACCAUCAUCGGGACGUUUCGGUGUUUUAGUUCGCCAACAAAAGUUGCACCAGCCUCGUAAUCCUAAGUGCCUUCGCUGAGGUUACCUGACUGGGGACUUGAAGAUGCUGACUGAAUGUAGCAGUCGUCGCACGUCUUAAAUCCAACGAGGAAUGUCGUUUUGUGUUGUCAUGAAUUGUAACGAGCAAGAUCUACGCUUUUGAAUGAGAAAUCUCCAGGCUUCUGAAGCCACACACAAAAAAAAGUGAGUUAAAAGGAAAAAAAAAAGCUUUGCAUUAGUCUUCAUCCUUUAUAAAAAAA